Chironomus riparius is the source of this 1519-nucleotide messenger RNA. Lineage: Eukaryota; Metazoa; Arthropoda; Insecta; Diptera; Chironomidae. The record is from the annotation of a GenBank genome assembly.
CGUGAUAUGAAAACAGAACAAAAUCAAUUGUUUACAAACAGAGCUGCGCAUUUGCUGCUCUUAUCUAUAAAAUUAUUAAAAUAUUAUUUUUAAAUUCAAAAUGAUUCCUAGAAAGAGAGUUUUGGAAUUGAUGACAGCAAUUACUAACGUGUCAUGCAGAUGUCCAGCACACUCGAGAAUCCACGAUUCACUGCCAUCAAAAGAGACUGCAUUUGAGAUGGCAACAAAUACAGUUCGAUUUGGUCCAGGAGUGUCACGAGAAAUUGGAAUGGAUUUAGUAAAUAUGAAUUUAAAGAACAUUUGCCUCGUUAUUGAUAAAAAUGUUUCUGGACUUCCAUCAGUCAAGACACUUUUCGACUCAUUAGCCAAAGAAAAAGUCAGUUUUGAUAUUUUUGAUGAUAUUCGUGUUGAGCCAACAGAUGGAAGCUUCAUGAAUGCCAUAAAUUUUGCAAGGAGCAAUAACUUUGAUGGAUUUGUUGCUGUUGGUGGUGGCUCAACAAUCGACACUUGUAAAGUCGCAAAUCUUUAUUCUUCUGAUCCUGAUGCUGACUUCCUCGACUAUGUGAAUGCUCCAAUUGGAAAAGCUAAGGAACUGACGGUCAAAUUGAAGCCAUUAAUUGCACUACCAACAACUUCUGGAACUGGAAGUGAAGCAACUGGAAUUGCAAUUUUUGAUUAUAAAUCUUUAAAAGUUAAAACUGGAAUUUCUUAUAAAGCAUUAAAGCCAACUCUAGCACUGAUUGAUCCCCUUCAUGUCUUGUCACUUCCAGAAAAAGUUGCAGCUUAUUCAGGUUUUGAUGUUUUCUGUCAUGCAUUGGAAAGUUUUACAGCCAUUCAUUAUACGGAAAGACCAGCACCAACAAAUCCAAAACUUCGACCACCUUAUCAAGGUUGCAAUCCAAUUUCUGACUGCUGGGCUCGAUUUGCUCUGUCGACACUUCGUGAGAAUUUCAAAAGAGCUGUCUUCAAUCAAGAUGACUAUGAGGCACGGUCAAAAAUGCAUUUAGCAUCUGUUAUUGCUGGAAUUGGAUUUGGAUCGAGUGGUGUACAUUUAUGUCAUGGACUUAGCUACGCAAUUUCUGGACUUGUCCGCAAAUUUGUUCCAACUGGCUAUUCCGACGAUCAUCCAAUAAUUCCACAUGGAUUGUCUGUUGUUAUGACAGCACCAGCUGUAUUUGAGUUCCUUGGAUCAUCAUGUCCUGAAAGACAUUUAGAAGCAGCAGAACUCCUAGGAGCUGAUAUUACGAAUGCUAAAAGAACCGAUGCUGGCCUUAUUCUUGCUGAUAUUGUAAGGAAGUAUAUGAAUGAUAUUGGAAUUGAGAAUGGAUUGAAAUCUUUGGGAUUUUCAUCUGAGGAUGUUGGGAAAUUAGUUGAAGGAACAUUGCCACAAGAGAGAGUCAAUAAAAUGGCACCAAAGGCACAGUCAAAAGAAGAUUUAGCGAGAAUCUUUGAAAAUUCAAUGUUAAUUUAUUGAAGGCGUAAAAAUUGGCAUGAGACUUUAAAAUUUGAAGAUAUGCUG